This is a messenger RNA of Echinostoma caproni, 540 nucleotides long. The record is from the annotation of a GenBank genome assembly. Lineage: Eukaryota; Metazoa; Platyhelminthes; Trematoda; Plagiorchiida; Echinostomatidae.
GUCGACGCGGUUUUGGUGAUCGAGGAUGGAUUCCUUGCCACAUUUCUCCGUGAAGAUCUCCCAUCCGAAGUUAUCGUGGCUCGUCUGCCCAAAUCGUCCGGUGUAGUCACACGAAGCGCGGAUCAGUGGACUCGUCAACGGGAUGCGCGUGUUUCUGCCUAUUUGCAUGGGGAAAAUCCACUGCGCCGAUUACACCCGCAUCAGAUCACACUGAAGUCGAGUGAGUAUUCCAUCUACAAAGUGGGCAGUGAGGCGAUCCCGGAUGCGUUGCUACCUCACGGAGCACAAGAAGACGAGGAGACGUGGCGACAUCCGGUCCAAGUGCCGAUUGGACGAGAUUUGAAGAACCGUCUGUUGGCUAUCUCACAAGCUACCGAACCGCAACGUGUUCCCGAAGCCCCAGUCUACGGGUUUAUUGUGGUGGUCAGUGUCUCGGAAGACAAAUCCUCAUUCACUGUGCUCAGUCCAUGCCCGUACGAGCCGCCGAACAACUUGCUCCUCUUGACAACCAUUUGUUAUGUGGACACAGAUUUUAUCUAG